CCUUGACUUGAUCCAUCCACAGAACAUCUCUAGACCAGCGCCCCACGCCCCCCAAACGCGAUUCACUGCCGGCACCUCGUGCUCUAUCAAAGCACCUUCGUCGCUCGAUUCUUUUUCCGCAGCUUCCACCGCCAGACGAGAGACGCCGAAGCUCCCUCUCUCUGCCCCUCGCAACUCUCACCAAGGCCCUUUUUCCCCCUCGUGCAAAAGGUCCGCGCCUUUCGCGUUCGCCACCGUGGCUCAACUCAUCGCGAUGCCGAAUACCCCCCCGCCGGCGCUGCUGCCUCCGCCAGAGGGCAUCUUCAGGACGUUUGACGACCUGAUGGCGUCGGUCCAGCGCGUCGCAAAGGACCAAGGCUACGGCAUCGUCAAGCUGCGCGCCUCCAACUAUCGCGACGGCAAGCCCACCCGCUACGACCUCGUCUGCGACCGCGGCGGCGUCAAGUACAACAGCACCGCCAAGAAGCGCAACCCCUCGACGCGCAAGAUUGACUGUCCCUUCCGUGCAAAGGCCGUCUGCGAGGUCCAGCUGGGCAACCAGUGGCGCUUCGCUCUGCAAGAACCAAGACACAACCACGAGCCGCGCGUCCCCUCCGGCACCCCCGGCCAGGAGAAUGCUCCCUUGGCAACUUCCAUCCGCUCCUUCACCAACAAGCUGGACCGCCUGAGCCACGACAUGGCCCAGGGCCUGAUGCGCAUCGAGCAGCGACUGGACAACAUUGAGAAGCGCAUGGAGAAUAUCGAGGCCCGCGCCGGCGGCUACGAGCCUCGCUUCCAGGCGAUAGAACAACGGCUCCAGGGCAUGGAGGGUCCUCGCAUGGACGGCAUGGGCAUGGACGAUGUCGAAUCGCGCCUGUUGGCAUCCUCGGUCAUGUAGGCCAGCGACGACGAGCCCCAGUCGAAUUCUGACCAGGCUUUCGACCCUCUAUUGCAACCUGACUUUUAGCUGAAUAGGUCGCGAGGCCCCUACCAAAACAACUGAUGUGCAUGACAACUGCCUCGUCACAAUCGCCACACCCCUUUCUUUUUUCUCAUCUCAUUGACUCGGUACUGUUGAAAUCUCUUUUGCGCACUGAAAAACGAAAAAAACGCGGACCUGGCCGCGCACGACUACGGGUAUUAUCAGCGCCUCUCACGGCCUGGCUUGGUUCUGUUUGAUGAAACAGCCCAUGAUGGCGGCAACAAUUGGGGGACAAAGUUUACGGCUCACGGAUGCGGGCUGUUACAAAUCACAAGGAUGGUUUUUGAUGGAAAUUUGGGGGUUUUACGGUGGCACACACAAAGGGUGAACGAAGGCGUUCCGGUCGGCUCUUUAUAGUUUUUCUUUUUCUUUUGCCGUAUAUCUCCUUUGAUAUACUAUGCCCGGAUUUCUUUACUUCCCCCUACUUACCACCCUCUAUUUGAUUGUGGUUCUUUCUUCUUUUUCUGGUUCUGUACUUUUUUUUGUUAAGAUUGUUGCUACGCUCAGGGCGCGCGCAAAGGGAAUUUCUAGGGAGGAAGGGCGGCGGCGGACAGUUUCUGUUUGGAUGGCUGUGUUCUUUUUCGGAGGAAUGCGCAGGGCAAGGAGCGCGCAAAACAGACCCUAGGGAAAUAACUUGAGCUAUAUGAAUCCUUGCAAUUGUCUUUU
Trichoderma virens Gv29-8 is the source of this 1627-nucleotide messenger RNA. RefSeq lists its product as uncharacterized. The record is from RefSeq and is a predicted model, not a curated record. The transcript has a single exon. Bases 254 to 877 code for a protein of 207 amino acids. NCBI's taxonomy places the organism in Eukaryota, Fungi, Ascomycota, Sordariomycetes, Hypocreales, Hypocreaceae.